Molecule: messenger RNA, 4098 nt
Organism: Selaginella moellendorffii
Lineage: Eukaryota; Viridiplantae; Streptophyta; Lycopodiopsida; Selaginellales; Selaginellaceae
Product: polyribonucleotide nucleotidyltransferase 2, mitochondrial
Exons: 24
Coding region: 180-2969 (929 amino acids)
Biological process (GO): mitochondrial mRNA catabolic process; mitochondrial RNA 3'-end processing
Cellular component (GO): mitochondrion; chloroplast stroma; cytosol
Molecular function (GO): RNA binding; 3'-5'-RNA exonuclease activity; polyribonucleotide nucleotidyltransferase activity
Source: RefSeq, a predicted model, not a curated record
GAAGCUGGAGGGCGGGAGCAGCGGUGGGGCACCGGAUCGCGUCCUAUGUGUGCCCGCAGCUCCAAAUCCAAUCGCCGCCUUCUCCCACUCGGUGGCGUCGUCACAUUGCUACUUCCAGGAGCGCCCGGCAGCAAAUCCUUUCCGAGGCAUCGGCUCCAUGGCGCGAGUCUGCGGCAAAAAUGCUAGUGUUUGAAGAGUCUGUGAUGAUCGGGCCGGAGCUUUUAACUUUUGAGACUGGAAAGCUCGCGCAGUUUGCCGCUGGAGCAGUGGUCUGUGGAGCUGGCGAAACCAAAGUUUUGGUCACUGUUGUGUCCGACGAAAGGCUCGAUGCGGGUCGGGAUUUCAUGCCUCUCCAGGUGGAGUAUAGAGAAAAGUCUUAUGCACAGGGAAAAAUUCCAAACACUUUCAUGCGUAGGGAGGGAGCACCAAAAGAGAGGGAGCUUCUUUGCGGUCGUGUCAUUGACAGAUCGAUUCGGCCUCUCUUUCCAAAGGGCUACUACUUCGAAACCCAGAUAAUGGCCAAUGUCCUUUCUUCAGAUGGGGAGCAGGAUCCGGAUAUACUCGCAGCUAAUGCAGCCUCGGCUGCCUUAGCAUUGUCUGAUGUACCUUGGAAUGGUCCUAUUGGAGUAGUACGCAUAGGACGUGUUGAUGGAAAGUUUGUUGUUAACCCCGACAUGGACACGCUCAGCGGCAGUGACCUUAAUUUGAUAUAUUCAUGUACAGCUGAAAGGUCACUUAUGAUCGAGACACAAGCGCGAGAAAUAACAAAUAAAGACUUCACUGCUGCCUUGAAACUGGCACAUUCGGAGGCUUCCAAACUGAUAGAACCACAGCGUCGACUAGCAGCAAAGGUUGGAAACAGAAAACGGCCUGUACAAGUGGUAAAGGUUGAUGCCCCCGUUUUAGAGAAAAUCCGUGGAUUAUCGGAAGAACAUAUCAAAGCGGUGGUUAAUAACCCGACGCUUGGAAAGUUUGAACGAGGAAAGGCUCUCGGAAAAGCAAUGGAAAAUGUGCAGGAUAUUCUCAAGAAAGAAAAUGACGAGGCCGCUUUAAGCCGUUUUUCGCUUGGCUUUGACACUGUAAAGAAACAAAUUGUCCGGGAAAAUGUGUUUCAAAAGAACAUUCGGGUUGAUGGCAGGUCUCUGACGGACGUCAGGGACCUUUAUUGCGAGGCCGGAAUAUAUCCAGCACUUCAUGGUUCUUCUUUGUUUUCGCGAGGGAAUACACAGGUGCUAUGCACGGUAACUUUGGGAGCUCCCGAAGAUGCACAGAAACUUGAUUCAAUAGUUGGUCCUCCUAAGAAACGAUUUAUGGUCCACUAUAGUUUCCCCCCCUUCUCUGUUAACGAAGUUGGCAAAGUAGGAGGCCUAAACCGCCGAGAAGUUGGGCAUGGUACUCUAGCCGAGAAGGCCUUGGUAGCACUAUUGCCGCCUGAAGAUGAGAAUUUUCCAUACAGUGUUCGAGUGAAUUCAGAAGUCAUGGCUUCUGAUGGCUCAUCGUCAAUGGCAACGGUUUGUGGAGGGAGUCUGGCUUUGAUGGAUGCUGGCAUUCCUUUAAAGUCUCAUGUGGCGGGCAUCUCCGUGGGUCUUAUAACGAACGUUGAUGCUGAGACUGGAGAAAUAAAGAACUAUAAGAUUUUGACGGACAUCUUGGGACUAGAGGAUCACUUGGGUGACAUGGACUUCAAAAUUGCCGGAACAAAAAAAGGCGUGACUGCGAUCCAGCUUGACAUAAAGCUUCCAGGAGUGCCACUGCAUAUUCUUUGCGAGGCAUUAGAACCUGCGUAUGUUGCUCGGAAGAAAAUCUUGGAUUUGAUGGAAAAGGAAAUUUCUAAACCGCGGGACACUCAACGACAAGAUACACCUAGAAGAGGAACGAUAGUUAUUCAACGAGAAAGCAUUGGCAGACUUAUCGGUCCUAGUGGUUCGAACAUAAGACAUUUACAAUCCGUUUCAGGAGCUCGUUUGACUGUGGGCGAGGAUGGAAAUGUCCAUAUUAUUUCAAGAUCCGAGAAAAGCUUCAAAGUGGCGAAAUCGAUGAUUGAAGCUCUAGUUGGACGAGAAAUCAUAGUCGGUGAAACGUAUACGGGAACUGUUUCCGCUAUAAAAGAUUUUGGAGCUUUUAUUGACUUCGAUGGCGGGCAACAAGGGCUUCUUCAUAUUUCAGAAAUCUCACACGAACCUGUAACAGCUAUUGCAGACGUACUAUCAGUUGGACAGCAAAUUACGGUACUCUGUACAGGACGAGACUUCCGUGGAAAUCUGAAGUUUUCACGUAAAGCAGUGAUAAAUAAAGCUAAUGCAGAAGCUACUACUACGAUUCCAGUUCUUGCGAAAGUCACACAAGCAAUCACACAAGCAAAGAAAUCAUCACAAACGUUCGAUCUAACUGCCGAGAGGAUUACUGCGGUGUUGACUGCUGGAAAGACCCAACUGCAGCAAUCCGGGGUAGAAAAACGUCAAUCAGAAGACAGCCCCAGUAUGUCAGAGGAAAAGAAAAUUUCAAGCAAAGCCUCACCGAAGAAGCUGGCAAAACCUGGUGCUGAAAAACAAGAAAAAGAGAAGACAAAGAAAGACGAACCAAAAAGCUUAAUGGUGAAGAAAGUCUUACAUGGUGGAUCAUCAAAGAAGACUGCCUCAGACGCUGGUGCUGAAAAACAGGAAAAGGAGCAAACAAAGAGAAGACAGAAACAAAAGGUUGAUGGAGCUGGCCAUGAACAGAAGCACGAGAAAGCGUGUACGGAGAAGCAGACCACAGCGGAAAUUGGUGCUAUAUACCAUGUGACUAUCGAGCAAAUCCGGAAGAGUGGUGUAGCUGUGAAAAUGGAGACCGGCGCAAGUGGUGUACUUAAGACGGGAAAGGGAGCGAGUACAUCAGACUACUCGGUUGGAGAUAAGCUGAAAGUUAAAUGCGUUAGUAUCGCUCCAAAAGGUCGACCAAGUUUUGAGCUAACAAAGUUGGUGCUUUGAUUUUUCAAGUCCACAUUACAGGUGCUUUACCGGGAAUCUGUUGCGUCUCCAACAGGUAUGGGGCAUGGAGGCACACACACUGCAUGGGAGAGACGUCUCUCCGCGUUACAGUGGGGGAGAGGCGACACAUUCUCUGACUUGACUGACUGCCUGCCUGCCUGAUCCAGAUAAGUCUGCUUGCAUCUGCACGGAGCUGAGGAGGUUCAAAGAAUACCACUGCUCACCGACCUCGCAGCUGUUGCUGAGAGACUGGAACCGAUCGGGAGAAUUCGCGCUCGCUCAUUUAAGCAAGGUGGCAGGGAAACAAUGCGCAACAACAGCACCAACAGCGACGUCGAAUGGCUGCUGCGAGUCAGAAGCAACAAAAAGAAAAGCUGUACAGAACACCACAACGAGCAGCAGCAGCAGCACACGGAGCGAGCAGUCAGUGCCUCACUCUAGCGGAGACUCUGACAGACGCCGGAGAGAGACAAGGCACUUUUUCAUUCAUGGAGGCAAGGCCAGGGACCAGUCCAGACUCCAGAGCGGACUUUUCAAGCAUUCAUAAUUGGGAGAAUAGACCGGACGGCUCUCAAGCAAAUUGCUUGUACAAGCCAAUGCACAGGACAGGACGCGCCACAGGCAGACAGGAGGAGGCAGCGAGCAAACAAGGCAAAGCAAAGCAAGGCAAAGCAAAGGCAAAGCACAGCACAGCAACGCAACGCAGCGCAAAGCAAAGCAAAGCAAAGGCGAGACUGGAAGAUGUUGACUUGUACACUACUGCUACUGCUCCUGGCACUCCCGAGACAACAGUAACAAGGACUGACCUUUGGGAAACUUAAACAAUUGCCAGGAGGGAGGAGAAAGAAAGAAAAAAAAGAUCUACAAAGCACACAACUUGGAAGUGGUUUUUUAAUUCCACCUAUAGCUACAAGCCUCGAGGAGCUGCUCGCUGCUGCUCUCUAUCAGAGGUAUUUUAAUCUUCUCUUUCACUGUCUGUGACUGCGAGACUGAGCGACAGAAAUCAAGACUGGAAAAUCAUAGAAGAAAACAGGAAGAAUGGUUUUUUUUUCUUGUCCCGAGAGAGAGAGAUCGAUCGAGUCGUCACGGAAGAAGCCUCGACAUUUCUAUGGGCGCUUUUCUCGCGGAA